AUGGAUGAUUUCUUAAAAAUUGAAAAGAUCGGUGAAGGGACUUACGGUGUAGUGUACAAAGGAAAAAACAAAAUUACUGGGCAGUUUGUGGCCAUGAAAAAAAUUCGUUUGGAGUCUGAAGAUGAAGGUAUUCCUUCUACAGCCAUCAGAGAAAUUUCGUUGUUAAAAGAGUUAAACCACCCUAACGUAGUGAAAUUAGAAGAUGUGCUCAUGGAGGAGAGUCGUCUGUAUCUCAUAUUUGAGUUCCUGGCCAUGGAUUUAAAGAAAUAUAUGGACUCUUUGGGAUCAGGGAAGUUUAUGGACCCUUCUGUAGUGAAGAGCUACUUGUACCAGAUUAACAAUGCCAUCCUCUACUGUCACAUGCGACGGAUCUUGCACCGUGAUCUCAAGCCACAGAACUUGCUGAUUGAUAAAACUGGAAUUAUAAAAGUGGCUGACUUUGGUUUGGGUCGAGCCUUUGGAGUUCCAGUGAGGGUUUAUACCCAUGAAGUUGUCACUCUUUGGUAUCGAGCGCCUGAGGUUUUGUUGGGCAGCCAAAGGUACUCCUGCCCAAUAGAUAUGUGGUCGAUUGGCUGCAUCUUCUCAGAGAUGUCAUCCAAGAAACCUCUGUUCCAGGGUGAUUCUGAAAUCGACCAGCUAUUCCGCAUAUUCAGAAUAUUGCGAACACCUACUGAAGAAAUUUGGCCCGGAGUCUCUUCUCUACCAGACUACAAACCAACAUUCCCUAACUGGACUACAUUCAAUUUGUAUAAUCAUGUACAAAACUUAGAUGAGGUGGGUAUGAACCUGCUCCAGAAGAUGCUAGUGUAUGAUCCGGUUAAGCGCAUCUCUGCGAAGGAGGCGCGACGGCAUCGCUUCUUCCGCGACGUGAAACUGCCGCCCGGCCUGUCACUGCACGCCGCCUACAUCCGCUGGGACGACCAGCCCAACGACACGCGCCAGUGA
Messenger RNA from Arctia plantaginis, 945 nucleotides. The record is from the annotation of a GenBank genome assembly. NCBI's taxonomy places the organism in Eukaryota, Metazoa, Arthropoda, Insecta, Lepidoptera, Erebidae.